CGACGGCAGUCUCUCACGAGCCGCGGGACGCUGAACAGUGCGAAGCCAUUUAAGGCAAGAAAAGAAGACGCGAAUUUCCCGCAUUUCCGAAAAUCAAAAAAAGAAAUCAUGAUUUUCGCCUUGCUUCUUGUACAGCUCGUAAGCAUCGGCUUGACGAUGGAGCAUAUGAACGUCACUACAAUCCUCGUGCCCAUCGUAAACGAAGAAGAGGUUCUUUUCACGGAUAUGAACGGUUCUUGCAAAUGCUGGGGCAAAACAACGGCUACCGUUUCAGAAUGCCAGUGUGUUGGGGAGUCUCUGGUCGAAGUACCCAAAAACCUGACAAAAAAUAUCGAACGAUUGACGAUCAGAGAAUCUGGUAUAAAAGUGAUUACGAACGAAUCACUCACACCGUACAAAGACACCCUCAAAGAAUUCACCUUUAUGAACAACCAACAACUGGAGUCCAUAGAAGCAGGCGUUUUUCAAGACCUGCCGCAGAUAAGGACGAUAUACAUCGUCCACGCUCCAGCACUUAAAAAACUGUCAGAUGGUGUCUUACAAGCCUACUUGCCAAAUCUCAGGGCUUUGCGGAUUGUACAUUGCGGACUCGAAAUUUUACCAUACAUGGAUAAGUUGACAACAUACAACCACGUGAGCAUACUAGAUCUUGAAUCCAAUAUGAUAACAAGGCUGAAUAGCAAUCACAUAAAAAUUCGAGCGGAUCAAUUAAUCCUGAACUACAAUCAAAUCCAGGAAAUCGAAACGGACGCUUUUCACGGCUCACAAAUCUCAAUCUUGACUUUAAGAGGCAAUAAAGAGUUGACAACGCUUCAUACUAACAGCUUCAGAGGGAUAACAAGUUUAAGGAUGCUGGAUUUAUCGGAAACGUCGAUAUUAUAUCUGCCGAUCAAAGGACUCCAGCACCUUGAGAUUCUGAAGCUGCAAAACGUCAGGUCGCUCACCAUGUUUCCGUCGAUUUACAAUUUCCAGUACAUCACGAAGGUCUACCUCACCUACGCUUACCAUUGCUGUGCGUUCCAUUUCCCCAGCCGACACGAUCCUGAGAGAUUCGCCAAGCACGAGGACAUGAAGUUGAAAAUGAAGGAGAACUGCAGUAGGACGACCAGGGUCAAGAGGGACUGGGGAGCACCGAUUCUUCAAACAAUUGAUACGAAUUUCACAGACAGUUCGGAAAAAGAACAGGAAAUGUACAACGGAUAUUUUACGGACGAGUCCUUCGGUCAGGACGGAAUCACAGUCGGGCCAAAAGUGAUCGCACUCUGCGGAAACAUAUCGAAGGACUAUCGCAAGGUCGAGUGCUAUCCCGAGCCGGAUGCUUUCAACCCUUGCGAAGAUUUGAUGGGCAACUGGACACUGAGAGUCGCAGUCUGGCUGGUCGCAAUCGCUGCACUUGUAGGUAACACGGCAGUGCUUUUGGUCCUUCUAAGUUCUCGAUUCAGGAUGACGGUACCCAAAUUUCUCAUGUGCAAUUUAGCCCUGGCGGACUUGUGCAUGGGCGUGUAUCUGCUCAUGAUCGCUAUCAUGGACGCCAAGUCGAUUGGCGAUUACUUCAACGCGGCCAUAGACUGGCAGAGUGGGCUCGGUUGCCAGGUAGCUGGCUUCUUAACCGUCUUCUCUAGCGAACUGUCCGUCCUCACACUGACGGUUAUAACGACUGAAAGAUGGUACACGAUUACUUACGCUAUCCACAUGAACAAGCGACUCAAAUUAUCGACAGCUGUCAAAAUCAUGGCUGCCGGAUGGGUAUAUGCUAUCAUCAUGGCUGCUUUACCGCUCAUGGGAGUUAGCGGAUAUUACAAAACAAGCAUAUGUCUCCCGUUUGAAAGCAGCACUGCCAUCGACUUGGCAUAUUUGAUCACACUCUUGGCGUUCAACGGUAUCGCUUUCUGGGUCAUAUGUCUGUGCUAUUCUAGAAUGUACUGUUCGAUCAGAAGAGGACGAGAACCCGGUGGACCGGCUUUAGUUCAUUCGGACAUGACAGUCGCAAAACGGAUGGCACUUCUUGUCUUCACGGAUUUCGCUUGUUGGGCCCCGAUUGCGUUUUUUGGACUCACAGCGUUAGCAGGGUUGCCGUUGAUCGACGUGACCAAAUCCAAGAUUCUGCUCGUUUUCUUCUAUCCGUUGAAUUCUUGCGCCAAUCCUUACCUUUACGCUCUGCUCACGCAUCAGUACAGGAGGGACGUUCUCAUCAUCCUGAGCAGAUACGGGAUAUGUUCGGAUAAAGCUGCGAGGUACAAAAUCACGGCAACAGGACGUGGACCAGGGGGACAGGGCCAAGGUGACGACGCGAGAGGACAGAGAGCUGGAAGAGGUUCACUCCUCACCACGCUCACCUCCUUCGACUGCACGAGGCAACCCUCGUUGGGCCCGCUGCCCGAGAUCUCCCUCGGCGUGCAGAACGGGACGUCUACCGUCUGAAAACUGGGUUUAACAAUCGACUCUUUCUCUUUAAAAGAACAAGCCGAUCCAUAGAUUGUUGACUCAUCCUCCACAGGAAUCGUUUUUUAAAACUGUGUUCUGACAUCACAUAAAACAGAACACGCUUGGUGUCGGGUUACUAAUGGUUUAGGGGAAAUACAUCGAGUGCAUUUUAUGAU
Messenger RNA from Cimex lectularius (bed bug), 2600 nucleotides. RefSeq names its product lutropin-choriogonadotropic hormone receptor-like. Gene Ontology annotation, cellular component: membrane. Gene Ontology annotation, biological process: G protein-coupled receptor signaling pathway. Bases 109 to 2421 code for a protein of 770 amino acids. NCBI's taxonomy places the organism in Eukaryota, Metazoa, Arthropoda, Insecta, Hemiptera, Cimicidae. The transcript is spliced from 17 exons. The record is from RefSeq and is a predicted model, not a curated record. Gene Ontology annotation, molecular function: protein binding; protein-hormone receptor activity; G protein-coupled receptor activity.